ACACUGACAGGGGAACAACCUUGGGGGAGGGGAGGAUGCUGUCAGCACAACCCAGGAAGGGAGGGUGUGAGACAAGUCAGUUACCGGGAACUGAGUGAAACCAAACCAGCCUGGGCUUCAGGAGCACUGGUGCCCACUGCUUGCUGGCUUCUCUUUCUUGAGCUCAGAGGACCCAGGAGUGUGGAUCACCAGCCCCUUCAUCGCCCUGGACCUGGAAACCCAGCAUGCCCCCCAUGGAACCCUGUCGGUCCCUGGCCCUCCUCUCUGGCUCCCUGGGCCUUCUAUCUGUCCUGGUUGCUCUGAGCACGGAUUUCUGGUUCGUGGCCAUGGGGACCACAUCAUCUCACUCGGGCCUUUGGCCAAAAGAGCAUCAGGACCCAGUAGCAGGCUACAUCCACGUGACUCAGGCCUUCAGCAUUCUGGCUUCCCUGGGGGGUUUGGUGUCCGUGAGCUUCCUGGUCCUGUCCUGCAUCCCCUCACUGUCUGUCCCGGGCCGUGGGCCCCUGGUCUCGUCUGUCACAGCCUUGGCUGCAGCCCUCUUCGUGAUGGUGGCCAUGACGGUCUAUACCCUUGAGCGGUGGAACCAGCCUCUAAAUCCCCAGAUCCAGACGUUCUUCUCCUGGUCCUUCUACCUGGGCUGGGUUUCAGCCCUCUUCUGGGUCUGUGCAGGUGCCCUGAGCCUGGGUGCUCACUGCAGCGCCCCCCUUCCUGGCUACGAAGCCGUGUGAGCUGAGGGCGAGAAUAGCAGGACGGGUUUGGAGCACUGUCCUCUGAAGGCAUCGCCAGGAGCCAUGGGAUUACACGAUGCCCCCUCCAGCCCUCACCCCCAGCCCUCCCGCAGCCCCCUGCAUUUGUUUCUUCAUCUAUUCAACAAAAAUUGGCCGAGAUCUGGUUAUUCCAAGAUUAAUUCAAUCACGACAUAAGCCAACCAUACGCCAGCUCCAUGGGAGGUGACACCAGAGGAGUCAAGCCUCCCGCCAGCCCUCAGGGUGCUCCCGGCCAGUGUGGGGACCAGUGUGGACUCAGGCACGGCCCCAGGUCCCUCUCCCUUCUCUGCCCUUGUCUCUCUCCCUGUCUCCAUCUCUCUUCUUCGCCCUUCCUUCUCUUUUCCUCCCUGUCUUUCUCAUUUUAGCUCUUUCCUUCCUGCUCCCUCGCUGAUGUUGUCACCCUCGCCGUCACCCUAGUCCUCCUUGCUCAUUUCAUUCAUUCAUUCAUUCAUUCCUUCCUUCCUUCCUUCAGUUGGUUUUUCCUGACCACAUCCUUUCCGCUGGGCCUUGCUGGGAUGCGGACAUGAGUCAGACCUGGGCCUUGCCCACCAGGGGCUAAAAGUCUGGUGGGGGCAGGUGGCUAAUACAGGCCAGACAGCAGAGAGGGCGCGGGAGAAAGACUGUCCCCGUCAAAGAGGGUGGAGGUGAGCUUUCUGGGGAGAGGGUGUUUAGCGACUUCUCGAGAGCCAAGGAAAGGUAAUCCAGGCAGAGGGACCCAAAGGUGGAGGCGUGGAAUGGCUGGAAGUUUUUGGAGGAUGGAGAAUCAUGCUUUGUGGCCGGAAUGAACUGGGGGUGGAGGAAAAUGAGGAUAGGGGGUUGGGAGGGGCAGGGCCUCUAACACCACACUUGACUCUCUCGUAAGGGUGGUGGGGAGCUAGCAGAAGGUAGUGAGCAGGAAGAGAGUCAGCGUCAGCUCCAGAUGCCAGAAAGACUCCUCUGGGACGUGCCGGGAGGCCAGAAUGGAGAGAGAAGCUUGGCAAUGCAAUAGGUGGGAGAGGAGACAGGAAAGGCCUGACUUGGACCAGGGCAUGGGAUGGAAAAGAAGGAGUGAGCCAGAAAGAUUUGGGGACAGGAGGAAGCAGACUUGGGGAUCCCAGGGCUUUGUGGGGGUGGCAGGAAGGAAGGGGGCAAGGAUAGCACCCAGGGGUCUGACCCGACGAACUGGGUGGGAUGGUGGGGUCAUCCCUGGCUUGGUGGAAGAUGCUGAGCUCAGCUGGGAGGUGGUCUAGCGUCAGGCGUCUGGAAGACAUUCAGAAGUGAGGACUCCAGUCUAAGGCUCGGGAGAGAGAUCUGGGCUGGAGAUGGAGUUUGGGAUGCCGCAGAGCAUCAGUGACCCCCGGAGCUGCAGGAGCGAGGAGGCUCACCUGGUAAGAAGGUGGAGGAUGGAGCCUCAAGGAAAACUGGCAUUGAGAAGUAAAGGGAAGGAGGAGGAGGAGCUGGGAGGGCACAGUCAGAGAGGGAGGAGAAGCUUCUAGGACACGGUCUACCAUGCCAUGGCCCUCAGGCUCCCCACAGACCGGCUCCCAUCCAACUCUCAGCUGUCACUUUGCUAGGAGAGCUGCCUCGGUGUGUGUGUGUGUGUGUGUGUGUGUAUGGGUGGGUGGGUGGUUAUCUCUUUAAACGGCUGCUGCGACAGAUGGUUCUGGAACUCCUGCUGCCUCACAGAGACCCAGUCUCCCUUCCCCCACCCCUCUGUGCUCUGUGUCUAAGAGGCCCUGGGAGCUGGGUCUAAGUCACUUAGGUAGGUGUGUGUGGGGGUGGG
Equus quagga is the source of this 2529-nucleotide messenger RNA. It is a transcript of the gene NKG7, whose product is annotated as natural killer cell granule protein 7. NCBI's taxonomy places the organism in Eukaryota, Metazoa, Chordata, Mammalia, Perissodactyla, Equidae. The transcript is spliced from 4 exons. The record is from RefSeq and is a predicted model, not a curated record. Gene Ontology annotation, cellular component: plasma membrane. The coding region runs from base 225 to 728 and encodes 167 amino acids.